Lachnellula hyalina is the source of this 1095-nucleotide messenger RNA. RefSeq names its product Cell wall mannoprotein (gene CIS3). Gene Ontology annotation, molecular function: structural constituent of cell wall. The coding region runs from base 1 to 1095 and encodes 364 amino acids. Gene Ontology annotation, biological process: fungal-type cell wall organization. The record is from RefSeq and is a predicted model, not a curated record. Gene Ontology annotation, cellular component: fungal-type cell wall. NCBI's taxonomy places the organism in Eukaryota, Fungi, Ascomycota, Leotiomycetes, Helotiales, Lachnaceae. The transcript is spliced from 2 exons.
AUGCAACUCACAAUCGCUCUUCUUGGCUUGGCCACUGUGGCCUGCGCUGCUCCUCAAGCACGCGCUGAUACCAAAGCCCCUUCAGAAUCAGCUCCUGCUGGAUGUACGGUCGAUUUCUCUGGAACCUUUGAGCUUCAGGCCGAGACCGUCAUUCCUAACAAGAAGGUGAGAUCACCGGAACUGCGUGAUGCCUGUGGUGGAACAGGAACCCUUGUUAGCACCCUUAAGGGUGGUAUCCUUACCGAUUCCGAGGGCCGCCAGGGAAACAUUGUUAGCGAUAACAACCAAUUCCAAUAUGACCCUGCCCCAGGUCAGCCAGACUACAUCUACAAUGCCGGUUUCUCCGCAUGUGCCAAUGGCUCCCUUGCUCUUGGUGGAACGACUGUCUUCUACCAAUGCAAGAGCGGUGGAUUCUACAACAUCUACCAGACUGCCUCAGCUGAGCAGUGCGAACCCAUCCAGCUUGGCAUAAUCCCUUGCGGCUCAGCAACCAGCAGCGCCGCUGCCGUCGGACAGGCAACUGAUGGACAGGCAACUGGCACUUCUGUUGCAGCAGUUGGACAAAAGUCUGAUGGACAGCCCACGGGUACCUCUGUUGCCGCUGUUGGACAGAAGAGUGACGGACAGCCUACAGGCACUACUGCUGUUCCAGUGUCUCAAAUCUCCGACGGACAGCCCCAAGCCAAGUCCGCUGUUCCUCUCUCCCAGAUCACCGAUGGUCAAGUUCAAAUUGUGACCGCCGUCCCAGUCUCCCAGAUCUCCGACGGACAAGUUCAGGCUACAGGAAAGGCCACUGCCACCGCCCAAGCCUCUGCCCCCAUCUCCCAGAUCUCAGAUGGACAAGUACAGGCCACGACUGCUGUUGCCCCCAUCUCUCAAAUCUCCGACGGACAGGUACAGGCCACGACCGCUGUUACCCCAAUCUCCCAGAUCUCCGACGGACAAGUCCAAGCUACUGGUGCCGCAUCAGUCAAGCCAUCUACCAACGCUACCACCACCCCUCUGCCCGUCACCAGCUCUGGCAGCAGCUUCAACAUGUUGGGAAGCCAACUCGCUGCCAUUGUUCUUGGUGCCGUCGCUGUCCUUUUCCUGUAA